AUGAACAUCUUACAGCGGGAAAGAGAAAUUGACAGAAAACUCCAGAAAGACAAACUUGAACCAUACAAGACAGAGCUACGGUUGGAGGUAAUCGCACGACGCCGGGAGCUCACUCGAGUGCACUUUCUGCGAAGGGAAAGAACCGAAGAAAGGCGGGCCCUGAAAUCGACCCAGGGAAGUGUGGUUACUAUAGAUACAAACAAAGCGCGCAGCAACACCGAUGUCGUCCGAUUGGCGGUUAGGGAUCUUGGCUGGAGAGAAUUCCCUUUCCAGCGACGGGACCACAACUGCGAUAUCACUUGGCAUGCCGUCAGUUUCUACGAUCAGGCGGAGAUCUAUUCGGGUCAAGUCAACAAGUUCCCAGGAUCGGUGGAAAUCUUCAGGAAAGUGAACACCUUCAGAUGGCUAGAAUUCAUGAAGACGCUCUUCCCCGAACAAUACGACUUCUUCCCUCGGACUUGGUUACUGCCUAAUCAGUUUCCGGAGUUUGUUAAUGCAGUGAGGUCAGCUAACGAGAAGAGGUCAAAACACAAAACCAUGUACAUCGUCAAGCCUAGUGAGGGCUCACAAGGUCAAGGUAUCUACCUCUUGGAUGACCCCUGUAGUUAUAGCAACAGUCACAACAAAAGUCACGUGGUUCAAGAGUACCUUAGCAACGUCUUCCUCAUCGACAGGCAAGUUCCUCAGUUUUUCAUGUCAUUCAGUAUUAGGAGCCGAUGUGGUGAAGCGGUUAGACGCUUGUCUGCCGAUCCGAAGGUUGUGGGUUCAAAUCAGAACGGAGCUGCAUGUUUAUUUUCUUCAAAAAUGAAUUUGGAUCCCAGGUACAAAUUUGAUCUUCGAGUGUACGUGGUGCUCAAGUCGUUAGAACCGCUGGAGUUCUACAUCUGCAGGGAGGGUCUGGCUCGCUUCUCGACGCUGCCCUACGAGACGCCGAGCAACAAGAACAUGCACGAGACAUUCAUGCAUUUAACAAACUACUCACUCAAUAAGAGAAGCACUGAUUUCAAAAUUUCAGACAAGGAUGACGAAGGCAGCAAGCGGAAGAUGUCAGCUGUUCUCAAAAUGUUGCACAGAAUGGGGCACGACGUGCGGUUGCUAUGGACCAAAAUUGAGCAGCUGGUGACCAAAACUUUAAUUGCGGUUGUGGGAGAGCUGAAAGUGGAGCAUCAAGCAGCGAUACCAGCUGGCAGAGCUGGGCCAUCUUGCUUUCAGGUUCUCGGCUUUGACAUUAUCCUCCUGAAAAAUCUACAGCCAAUGUUACUGGAGGUAAACGCAAACCCAAGCCUCAGUAUCACCGAAGAACAUGAAAGUGAGGAUGGCUGUGUUAACUAUGUGAUUUCCAGUAAAGAUGAGGAUGUGAAGAGAGCACUCAUUCGGGAUACCCUGACUCUGGUAGCUCCAAAACACAAGUUGACACGGAGAAGAAGGCGGCACAGACAUAGACAUCUAAACAACAGUGGCGAGGAAGACAUGGAUACCAACAGUCAAGAACAGCAAAAACGUAGACACAAUCAUAGACAUGAACGAGAUAUCACCAUUAGACAUGUCGAUAGCAACGAUAAUGUAGAAAAGUCAAUGUUUGAUCAAUCAGGGAUGUCCAGAAAUAAAUCGUUUCUUGGAAAUGAGACCCAGGCUGAAGCUGAGGAGGAUAUGAACUCUGAUGAAGACAGGAAAUCAGAUUCCACAGGAUCAGAGGAUUCAACACAGGAUGGGAUCAGCAGAAUGAGGAGUCUCAAAAGCUGGAUUCGUAAAAAGAUGGAGAGAAAUUCAGAUGGGGAGUUUAUAGAAAAUCGUGUUAACUUUCUUCCAGACCUAGUUACCAAAAGUGAACACUUCUCCAAUGAAGAUGUGGUGAUGAAGGAUGAAGAGGAGAAGGAGGAGAAGGUGGAGAAGGCGGAGGAGACAGAAGAGGAAAAGAAGAAGGAGCAAGAAGAAAUUAACAAAGAUGAGGAUGACAAGGAGAAAGAGGACAAAGUGGAUGAAGAAGAAGAAGAGGAAGAGGAGGAACAUGGGGAAAGAAAGUCACAAGUGUUGGCCUAUGAUAACCGACAGCUGGAAUCUCCAGAUGAUGGUGAUGAGAAAGAUAAGGAUGGUGGUCGGUUGGUUGAGGAGCGGUCGUGUCUAAAGCAGAUAUUUCCAGCCCUGUACGGUAGCAGUUUCCAGGAUGAGCGAAUUGUGGAGAACCUGGCUGACAUUUUCAUCUUGUGUCUCGGCGUGAAAGGAUGCCUGCGACUCAGUCCAUCCAUGUUUCGACUGUUUGCGAGAAAAUGUCACCUGAGCAGAAAAGGUAUAUCAAGUGCGGACAUAGAUAUCCUCUACAUUGAUAUGCAGAGGAAAUGGGAGUUCAUGAACCCCGAGAGGACUUCGGGACUCAACUUUUUUGCCUUUGUAUCCGGCUGCUGUAAAAUUGCCAGCGACGUCUUUUCUGGCAACUCACUCAAAGCCCAAGUUCUCAGCUUUAUUGAACACUGCCAGCAUUUUCUGAAAAUCCCAACUGAACUAGAUCUGGAGGCAGCUAAACGUGCCAAUAGAUAUGGAUUCAGUCGAAGCAUGGGCAAGGACAUUUUGAAACUGCCUUCGGCUGAUGAUAAACGAAGACCUCACAGUCUGGAGCUUAGGCCU
Candidula unifasciata is the source of this 2622-nucleotide messenger RNA. NCBI's taxonomy places the organism in Eukaryota, Metazoa, Mollusca, Gastropoda, Stylommatophora, Geomitridae. The record is from the annotation of a GenBank genome assembly.